Molecule: messenger RNA, 1646 nt
Organism: Dioscorea cayenensis subsp. rotundata (Guinea yam)
Lineage: Eukaryota; Viridiplantae; Streptophyta; Magnoliopsida; Dioscoreales; Dioscoreaceae
Product: zinc finger CCCH domain-containing protein 11
Exons: 8
Coding region: 164-1264 (366 amino acids)
Biological process (GO): cytoplasmic translation
Cellular component (GO): cytosol
Molecular function (GO): metal ion binding; mRNA binding
Source: RefSeq, a predicted model, not a curated record
GAAGCCCUCAAACACACGCACACCACUCAGCAACCUCCGUCCCCAAUCGCCGAAGCGAAGCGAAGCGAAGCGAGCUCCUCUCUCCAGCCCUAGCUCCCAGAACCUCGUCAUCGUCGUCGUCUCCACUCUUGGUUCGCUUGAUCUUCCGAUGCGCUGAUCGACGAUGCCGCCAAAGCAGCAGCCUUCCAAAGCCGAGCUUGCGAAGAAGCAGAAGAUCGUCGAGGACAAGACCUUCGGGCUUAAGAACAAGAACAAGAGCAAGAAUGUCCAGAAGUACGUGCAGAACCUCCAGCAAGCGGUGCAGCCCAAGCCUGAUGCUUCCAAGACCGCCGCCAAGAAGAAGAAGGAGGAGGAGAAGGCCAGAGAAAAGGAGCUGAAUGAUCUGUUCAAGGUCGCCGUCAGCCAGCCCAAAGUGCCUGUUGGGGUUGAUCCGAAGUCGAUACUGUGUGAAUUCUUUAAGGCCGGGCAGUGUGUAAAAGGGUUCAAGUGCAAGUUUUCUCAUGAUUUGAAUGUGCAGAGGAAGGGGGAGAAGAUUGACUUGUAUAGCGAUCAGCGUGAUCAAGAAAAGGAAGGGACGAUGGAGGAUUGGGAUCAAGAGACACUGGAGAAGGUCGUGGAGUCAAAGAAAAAGGAGUACAACCAAAACAAACCGACUGAGAUUGUUUGCAAGUACUUCUUGGAAGCGGUUGAAAAGAAGCAAUAUGGAUGGUUUUGGGUUUGCCCAAAUGGUGGGAAGGACUGCCACUACAGGCAUGCUUUACCCCCUGGAUAUGUGUUAAAGUCUCAAAUGAAGGCUUUAUUGGCAGAAGAGUCAGAGAAGAUGCCUAUUGAGGAGGAGAUUGAAAAGGAGCGUGCAAAAGUUGCAACUACCACUCCUAUGACGCCGGAUUUAUUUAUGCAAUGGAAGAAGAAAAAAAUGGACGAAAGAGAAGCUGGUCUGGCUGCAAUGCGGGCAGAGAGGGCAAAGAAUGAUCGGAUGAGUGGUCGUGAGCUGUUCAUGUCAAAUGCCAGCCUAUUUGUGGAUGAUGCCGAGGCUUAUGACAAUUACGAAAGAGAAGAAUCAGAUGCCACUGAAGAGACGGAAAAGAACAAAGAUGACCAAGAAGAGCCUAGUUCAUCCAACCAUGCAGGCGGAGUUGCCGAGGAAGACAUUCCUGAUGAUGAUGAUGAUGAUGAUGACGACGAUGAUGAAUUGGACAUUGAUGAGUUAAAUGAGCUGGAAGCAAGCCUUUCUAGAACAUCUAUUCAAAUCCACGAGCCUUGAAUUGAAGCAUGACCUCGAGAGCUGUAUGAUACAUUUUGGUGUGAGAACUUUGCGGACCCCUGAGCCGACCGCAGCAAUUCUGAAUCAUAGGCCACAAUUCGAAAGCACAAGUCCAUAAUUAUGAUCCUUGUAAACUGUCAACAAGAUGAAGGUUUGUUGCCUGAGGACCAUUUCAAAUAUUCUGUCAGUGUUUAUUCACUCUGCUGUUAAUGACAAUAACUUAAUGAACUUUGCUUGGUGAGUUGUAAGAGAAGCAAGUUUUGAUGCAGUUUCUCCCAACUCGGCCAGACUUUGGAUGCAUGAAAUCGUGUUAGGAGGACAUUUUUGAGUAUAUCGCCCUUGACGCAUGAAAAAUAAGAUUUUUAAUUUUUGUUUGUCACAA